Cetraspora pellucida is the source of this 544-nucleotide messenger RNA. The record is from the annotation of a GenBank genome assembly. NCBI's taxonomy places the organism in Eukaryota, Fungi, Glomeromycota, Glomeromycetes, Diversisporales, Gigasporaceae.
AAUCAUUGAAAUUGAAUCAGCCAUCCUCGAUUUAUUUAAUGAUAUGCUAAAGGAAUUAACAUGUAGAAGUCUGACAAUUCAUGCAGCUCCUCUUCAUGAAGUUAAAUCUAGUCAUCAUAUGAAACGCUGUCUUGGUGGUGGUUAUGGUGACUGUAUCGAGGAUGACCGAUGUGAAGACGAUUAUGACUGUGAAAAGCAUUUGGUUUGUUAUGAAGGGUUUUGCAAGAAACCGAAAGCUUCUGAAUUUAUAGACGAUAAUUCUGAAUUUAUAGACGAUAAUUCUAAGUUUAUAGACAAUAAUUCUGAGUUUAUAGACGAUAAUUCUGAGUUUAUAGACGAUAAUACCGAGUUUGUAGACAAUAAUUCCGAGUUUGUAGACAAUAAUUCUGAGUUUGUAGACAAUAAUUCUGAGUUUGUAGACAAUAAUUCUGAGUUUGUAGACAAUAAUUCUGAGUUUAGAAGUGAUAAUUCUGUGUUUAUAGACGAUAAUUCUGAGGUUAUGUACGAAAAUUCCGAAUUUAUAUACGACAAACGAUUACAGUAA